Molecule: messenger RNA, 2907 nt
Organism: Engraulis encrasicolus (European anchovy)
Lineage: Eukaryota; Metazoa; Chordata; Actinopteri; Clupeiformes; Engraulidae
Gene: rfc3
Product: replication factor C (activator 1) 3
Exons: 5
Coding region: 105-1175 (356 amino acids)
Biological process (GO): DNA-templated DNA replication; DNA repair
Cellular component (GO): DNA replication factor C complex; nucleus
Molecular function (GO): DNA binding; DNA clamp loader activity; ATP hydrolysis activity
Source: RefSeq, a predicted model, not a curated record
UUUGACGCGAACGACUUCGCGGGAAGGCAAGGCAAAGGCGAAAUAGCAACACUGCAGAGGAACAUAACAAAUUCAACCGGAGAUAAACAUUACACAACGCAAACAUGAGUUUGUGGGUGGAUAAAUACAGACCUACAUCUCUUGCGAAACUGGACUACCACAAAGAACAGGCAAAUAAAUUGAAAAAUCUGGUGCAAUGCGGAGACUUCCCUCACCUCCUGGUGUACGGUCCGUCUGGCGCGGGAAAGAAAACGCGCAUCAUGUGUUUGCUGCGCGAGCUGUACGGCGCGGGCGUGGAGAAGCUGCGCAUCGAACACCAGUCCAUCACCGCACCCUCGAAGAAGAAGAUUGAAAUCAACACCAUAGCGAGCAACUACCACCUGGAGGUCAACCCUAGCGACGCGGGCAACAGCGACCGCGUCGUCAUCCAGGAGCUGAUCAAGACUAUGGCCCAGUCCCAGCAGAUCCAGUCCAGCACGCAGCGCGAGUUCAAGGUGGUGCUGCUCACUGAGGUGGACCGGCUCACCAAAGACGCCCAGCACGCCCUGCGCCGCACCAUGGAGAAGUACAUGUCCACCUGCCGCCUCGUCCUGUGCUGCAACUCCACCUCCAAGGUCAUCGCCCCCAUCCGUAGCAGGUGCCUGGCAGUGCGCGUGCCCUUGCCCACCGUCGACGAGGUGUGCGGCGUCCUGGCCGGCGUGUGCAAGAGAGAAGGUCUCCAGCUGCCUCCGGAGCUGGCCAAGCAGAUCGCAGAGAAGUCGGGCCGCAACUUACGCAAGGCCCUGCUGAUGUGCGAGGCGUGCCGCGUGCAGCAGUAUCCCUUCACCGCCGACCAGGAGAUCCCCGAGACGGACUGGGAGGCCUACCUGCGGGAGACGGCCAACGCCAUCGUGGGCCAGCAGAGCCCGCAGCGGCUGCUGGAGGUGCGCGCGCGCCUCUACGAGCUGCUGACCCACUGCAUCCCACCCGACGUCAUCAUGAAGGGCCUGGUGACGGAGCUGCUGAGCAACUGCGACGGGCACCUGAAGGGCGAGGUGGUGCAGAUGGCGGCCUACUACGAGCACCGGCUGCAGCUGGGCAACAAGGCCGUCUACCACCUGGAGGCCUUCGUGGCCAAGUUCAUGGCCAUCUACAAGAAGUUCAUGGAGGACGGCUUCGACAACUUCAUGUUCUGAUUCUGAUGAGGCGUGAUGCACAAACGUACACGCAUGCAGUACACACACACACACACACACACACACACACACACACACACAGCAUAUCACUUAUUCGUUCGACAACAUCUUAUGGUGAUGCGUGCCACAGGUGCACACACACACACACACACACACACACACACACACACACACACACACGCCAAGACUCCAUAUCACUUAUUCAACAACUUCUUGUGGUGAUGCGUGCCACACACACACACACACACACACAAAGACUCAAUGUCACUUAUUCAACAACUUCAUGUUCUGAUGAUCUGUGACACACACACACACACACACACACACACACACACACACACACACACGGAGGAUGUCACUUAUCUAAAAACUACAUGAUGUGUCAUGUGUGACUACCACCCACCCCAACCCCAGCUGCAACUGGACCCCGAGGCCUGUUAGCCUCCCAUGUAGGGUUCUUUCCAAUGUGUCGACUCCUGUCCUCAACCUGUGCUUGUGGACUCUCGUUACGCAAAUGCUUGCCCCCGUGGAGAUAACAAUAACAUUUCCCCGCUGUCAGCCUAGCCACAAUAACUUUUCGGGGACCAUUCUUCAUUCACCAUCCAUCCCGAUUGCAAAUGAGAACAUGACAUUAGAAUUGCACUUUUGUGAGAUAUUGAAAUACACUUCUGUCGUCGCCGGUGACAUCAUCGCGAGGCUGCAAGCAUGCAAGGGAGGACGGGAGUUAGGUUAUUAGAAGGAACCCUGGCCAAGGUCAUGGCCAUCUGUAAGAAGGUCAUGGAGGACAAAUUAUAUCACUUCAUGUUCUGAUGUCAUCAGUACACUUGCUGGACACAAGCAGAGGUCUCUUUCUGCACUUAUUUGGGUCAAUAAUAAUAUCACCCCUCAUCCCCCAAGACUUUGUCAGCUACUUCAUGUUCUAAUGCAGGGGUUCCCAACCUUGUACAACUUGGGGCCCAUUUGAAUUUUUUCUCAAAUGUUCAGGAACCACCUCUGACCCAAUAAAACAAACAAUACAACUAAAAUAAAUAGUCAACAGCAACACGCAUACAAAUAAUUGAUUUUCAGAAAAUGAUUUCAAGGCUCACUUGGCGUACCUUAAGGGCCCACAGUUUGAGGAUCCCUGUUCUAAUGCAUGCCAGCUGAUUUCCCUUAGUGGACUAAUUCUGAAAGUCCAUUUCUGCACUUCAUAGGGGAAAUGAUUAACAAAUAAGGCCGCCGUAGACGUGACAAAAGUAUCAAUGAUCAAUCUGUCUUACCUUGAUGCCAAUUUAGGAGCUUAACAAAAUAUUUCAUACAGUUUUGAAGAUGAAUGAAAUAAAGCUUUUUUAUUGAGAAAAUAAUUUGUUAGCACUCAGUUGUGUUUGACUUGCAAAGUUAGGUUUAAGAUUGUGUACAGUUGUUAAGUCUCAUAUGAUCAGUUCAACUCAUUUUGCCAUAAAAAAACAUUUUAACCAUGAAUUUACAGUGCACAUAAGUAAACAGUUCAAACCCUAUUCUCCUAUACUAUCCUUCACACUUCCUUCUGUUGUAAACACCAGAAUGUAUCUACAGUCAAUCCGGAAAGUAUUCACAGCGCUUCACUUUUUUCACAUUUUAUUUAUCUUACAGCCUUAUUCCCAAUGCUACAAAUCAAUCUCUGUUGUCAAAAUCCUACACAAAUUAUUCCAUUAUGACCAUGUGAAAAACUAGUUGUCUUGACAGUUUUGAAAAUGUAUGAAAAUAAAAAACA